Messenger RNA from Gadus chalcogrammus (walleye pollock), 1869 nucleotides. RefSeq names its product ring finger protein 214 (gene rnf214). The transcript has 6 exons. Bases 265 to 1824 code for a protein of 519 amino acids. NCBI's taxonomy places the organism in Eukaryota, Metazoa, Chordata, Actinopteri, Gadiformes, Gadidae. The record is from RefSeq and is a predicted model, not a curated record. Gene Ontology annotation, molecular function: zinc ion binding; ubiquitin-protein transferase activity.
GGUGGGACCGGCGGAAUCAGAGAUCAGUUCCGGGUUGAACACCCUCCUCUUCCUGUGUUGUGGUGCCUCAGCCUCCAGUCCGGGUAGGGUCUAUAUGUAUAUAUAUAUAUUUAUAUAUAUGAUACAUAAAGAGUCUGGAGAGCUGAACGACAGGAACCGUAGUGACUUCACACAGCGGACACCAGGAAGAACCGGGACACGUUGACGGAACACACAGCUAGACAGACACGGCGAGACGGACACGGGGCGGAGCGCGGGGUGGCCAUGACGGAUGUGGAGCAGUGUGCGGCGGCCAUGUUGGACGGCGGCCGGGAGUGGUUGGCGGAGGAGACGGACCUGGUGAGCCGACACAGAGUGGAGGAGGAGGGACGGGUGCAGCAGCAGCAGCUGCUGCAGGCGGAGCACAAGAGGACUGUUCGACAACACCAGCUCCUUCUUGAGAAGCUGGACUCUCUGAGGGUCAAGCUGCAGCUCAACGACUCCAAGGUGUCCAGGAAGAACUUCCUGCUCAGGAAACAGGAAAUGACAUCACAGAAGAACCGUGCACAGGAAGAGAACAACAGGCUGCAGACGGAGCUGGAGGAGGUGGAGCAGCGUCUGAGCCCGCUGCAGGCGGAGCAGGAGGUGGAGCAGCGGCUGUGGGAGGCGGAGCUGUCCCAGCUGACGGAGGAGAUGGAGCGGGUGCAGGCGGCGUCCCGGGAGGUGGAGCAGCGCGCGCUGGAGGACGGGGUGGUGUUGGUGGAGAGGCAGAGAGAGGCCACCAUGGCCUCCAUGGAGUUCUGGCUCAGGGAGGUGGGCCAGUACCUGCAGGCCCUUCAGUUGGACCCCAGUCCGUCCCGCCUACAGGAGCGGCUGCACUGGGAGCGGCAGGAGGCGUCUGUCCGGAGGAGGCGGGACCAGCUGCCGGUCCACUUCCAGGGGCUGCUUCAGCAGCUGGGAGAGGGGGGGGCCCUGGAGGCCCCCCCUGGGGCGGAGGCCCUGCCGGCGUUGGACCUCCCGGCGUUGGACCUCCCGCCCCUGCCCAAGGUCCCCACGGCGGAGCUGAUCAUCAGUCAGAUCCUGCUGUCUCUGGAGCAGGCCGCCUUCCUCCCACCUCCUGCUCACCCCCUGGCCCCGCCCAGAAGCCCGCCCCCUCCUCGCAUCACCCCGCCCACCGGCCACCAAACCCCGCCCCCUCCUCGCAUCACCCAGCCCACCGGCCACCAAACCCCGCCCCCUUCUCGCAUCAUCCCGCACAGCGGCCACCAAACCCCGCCCCCUCCUCGCAUCACCCCGCACACCGGCCACCAAACCCCGCCCCCUUCUCGCAUCACCCCGCACACCGGCCACCAAACCCCGCCCCCUUCUCGCAUCACACCGCCCACCGGUCACCAAACCCCGCCCCCUUCUCGCAUCACCCCGGUCACCGGCCACCAAACCCCGCCCCCUUCUCGCAUUACUCCGCCCACCGGCCACCAAACCCCGCCCCCGCACUCCGGUCCGGUCGGUAAACUGGAUCUACUGCUGGACCACCUGGCUGCCAAGUUCCCACAAUGCAGCAGGGCCCAUCUGAUGGUCGCUCUGCAGCACAUCAAGUGCGAGCGGGGGACCAUGGCCGGCCUGUCGCGGGACGAGCUGACGGAGCAGGUGGGCCUGAAGCUGGCCCCUGCCCCCAGGCCCGCCCCCAGGCCCGCCGCCCGCAGCUUCUGCCUGAUGUGCCAGCACCCCGUGGAGCCGGCGGCGCGCCAGCCGCUGGCCUGCGCCCACUGCGUCCACCGCCAGUGCAUCAGUGUCUGGCUAAGCUCCAGCGGCAACAACAGCUGCCCCUUCUGCCCCGCCCACUGAGGGCUGCCCCGCCCACUGAGGGCUGCCCCUGCUGCCCCGCCCACU